AAAACCUUUCUCCAUAACCCAACCCGGAAUGAGUAGAACAUGUGUCCAGACCAUAUUACAUUGUUUACACUGGUGGAACAUGUGUCUUCCUUGGUUUAGUAUAUGCUCCUGGUAAGAGAAAAAGAACUGAAUACAUUGAAGACCAAUUAAAGUUGUUGCAGGUGGCACAAUGACCAAAUUAACUGAAGUCACCAAACCCAAAAAGAACAUCGGAAAGAAGAAAAAAAUCAAGAAUGCUGGAGAUACUGCCAUUAAAACAAAUGGGAUUAAAAAGAAAUUGAAAAAAAAGAAGCUCUCAGGUACACUUGACGGAUGUGAGAAUGGAAAUAUACAGAAGAAAAAGCUGCAAAAAUUGAAGACAAAGAAAAAUGAGGAUGAUGCUGAGGCUUUGGACCAGCAGGAAGAUCAGGUUAUGGAUUUUGACGAGGAGGAAGAGUGCACAGAGAAUGCCGUUGAAGAGGAGGAAGUAGAAGAGAAUAAUUUGGAGGAAGAUGAGGAUUCAGAUGAGCAGUCAAAAGAAGAGGAGAAAAAAAAAGAGGAGGGACCCUUCCAAAUGGGAAAACGGCUUUUUGAAGACCUAGAAGACUUGUCAGACAUGAUGAAAGAGAAACUGAAGGAAAAAGGUUUGAAGACCUUGACCAAGUUGCAGGAGAAGAUCAUCCCAAAGAUCCUGAAUGGGGAAGAUGUGCAUGGGAUUAGCCUGAGUCGGACGGGGAAGACCCUGGCUUUCGUCAUCCCCGUUGUUGAAAUGAUGAAUAGGAUUGCGGAUGCAGAGACUGGUGUUGGAGCCAUAGUUGUAUCACCUAGUGAGGAACAAGCAUUAGAAACACACAAGGUUUUCCAUUCCUUUGUAUGUGACCUUCGCAUCCGAGCAAGGUUGAUGACGUCAGGAGGAAGGAUGGGUAUCCCAUAUAAUCAUUAUGCUUUGAACAUCAUAGUGGGUACACCUGAACAGCUGCUGGAAGUCCUCCCUUUCAGACAGUUCAAAAUGCACUUUUUAGUCCUGGAUGACCCAGACUCCAUACCUGGUAUGGGGGCUACAAGGAUGCUGAAGCAGGUCUUGAAUGUGAUACCAGAACCCAAGCAAACCUUGCUGUUCAGCUCAUCCAGCAGUGCCACCUUGAAUUCCAUUGCAAACUUUACACUAAAAGCCAAUCCUGUGGAAAAUAUCCCUAGUGAUUGGCAGAUGAUGGAACAGGAUGAAUCCGGGCAACAGCAGCAAGCACUGACAAAGCCAGAACAAGUGCCAAAUAGCCUUGAGCAAGUGUACAUUGUGUGUCCGACAGACAAAAAGUUUCAAGUAUUGUUCUCCAUCACUUUGAAGAACAGAAGAAGGAAGGUCAUGGUUUUCAUGAGAGAUGACAAAGAAGUUGAAUUUUAUGGCUAUCUGUUCUUCAAGCUUGGGCUGCCAGUUCUCUAUUUACGUGAAUCACAAGAUGAAUAUAAACAAAAGAAAAGUAUAUUUAUGUUCAAGAAUACCAAAUUUGGUAUCAUGCUGUGCACAACUGAUAUCGUCAAGGGACACUGCUUUUCCAGAGUGGAUUUAGUCAUACAGUAUGACCCUCCCAACACCAUCAGUGAGUACUGUGAGCGCAUUGGCAGAGUUAGCCGAGCACCGGAUAGCUCAGCCUUAAUGUUGAUGAUGAAGGAGGAGAAGAAGUUUGUUAAAAACCUCAAAAAGCAAAACAUAAAGGUGAACAAAAUCAAGGUGACUUGCCUCGCUGUUGAAGAUAUUCAGCAAAAGAUUAUUCAGUUGAUGAAAGAGAAUGAAGUGUUGCAGGAAAAGGCAAUGGAUGCAGUGCCUGAUUAUAUUAAGUCAUCGGAAGAAUUUCUUGCUAACACCCUAAAAAAUCCACAAAAAUUAGACAGAGCCAAGGUCUUUAUGAGCUUCGGUUUGAAGGCCACUAUGCGUGCACAAUUACUGAAAAAGAAAAGAGAAGAAGAGGAAGAAAAAGCCAGAGAGGAACAUGAUGAAAGAUCAGAUGAUAGGCACGAUGGUCAGUCAGGAGUUGAUGGGAGAGGUGGUAGGGGAGGAGGAAAAACAAAUUUUGAUAGAGGGGGUGGGAAGGGAAUUAGACGAUUCGACUAUGGCGAAGAAGGUGUCAAGGCAAUUAGACGAUUUGACUAUGGCAAAAGGGGUGGUAAUGAUGGUGGACGACCAGAAUUUCGCAGAGGGGGUGGUAGUAGAGGUGGACGACCAGGCUUUGGCAGUAGGGGUGGUAGAGGAGGUGGACGACCAGACUUCAGGAGUAAGGGCGGUCGGGGAGCCAGAAGACCAGAUUCUGGGAAGGGGGGCAGUAGAGGAGGUGGUAGGGGAGGAAAGCAACCAUCAUUUGGUGACAAGUGGUAG
This is a messenger RNA of Penaeus monodon (black tiger shrimp), 2350 nucleotides long. Its product is annotated as ATP-dependent RNA helicase has1-like. Bases 170 to 2350 code for a protein of 726 amino acids. Gene Ontology annotation, molecular function: nucleic acid binding; ATP binding. The transcript has 11 exons. Lineage: Eukaryota; Metazoa; Arthropoda; Malacostraca; Decapoda; Penaeidae. The record is from RefSeq and is a predicted model, not a curated record.